Messenger RNA from Aphidius gifuensis, 4540 nucleotides. RefSeq lists its product as uncharacterized. The record is from RefSeq and is a predicted model, not a curated record. Lineage: Eukaryota; Metazoa; Arthropoda; Insecta; Hymenoptera; Braconidae. The transcript is spliced from 3 exons. The coding region runs from base 231 to 4502 and encodes 1423 amino acids.
AUCGUUUAAUUAGUGUGUGUGUUUUUUAUAUUUUUGUUUUCAUGCUUUAUUGAAUUUUAAAAUUUGAAUGAUAAAAAAAAGUAAAUAAUUCAAAUGUAAUAUUUAUCAAGUAUGAAAAAAUUAAAGUGGAAAUUUAUAAAGUCAAGUAUUAUUACAAAAUUCUUUAAUUGUACAUAGAAAAUAAAAAUAAAAUAACGUCUUUUUCGACGGCGUCCUGCGUCCUUUCAAUAAUGGAUUUUAAAAAUAAUGAAAAAAAUUCUACAAAUAUGCAAAAAAAUAAUAAUAAAUAUGAUAUUGAUAUGUCAAAUAUAACUGUUAUGGGAACACCAAGACCACGAGCAUGUUCAACUGUCGAGAGAAAAGAUUUUAGAAAUCCUUAUGAUGGUGAAGCUUAUCAACAAUACCGAGAUCUUCCCGUGGAUCAAUCUGAUUUAUCAGAUGCACAUGAUGAUAGUUCACUUGGAAUUCUCGACAAUCUAUCAACUCGUUCAGGUUUUCUUGGUUCAGAUGUUGAUAAUUUAUUUGAUCAAUUAUCAAAUAGUGAUAAAAAAAAAAUUGAAAUGAAUCGUCAAUUGGCACGUGAAUUAAUUGAAAAAGUAUGUGUUGAUAAUACUUCAUUAUCAUUUUCUCAUGAUACUGAUAAAGAAAAUAAUGUUAAUAGUCAAAAUAUGUCAAAUUUUUAUUCACCAUCAACAUUAAUUGAUUCAUCACCAUUUGAUCGUGAUUAUUCAAAUUCAGAUAAUCAAAAAACACUUACAAAAUUAUCAAAUAUUAGUAUGAAUAGUGUUAGAUUUGAGCCAAAUGAAAUAACAGCCAGAUCAUCAGAAAUGAGUCCAAGUCCAAGUAGAAAAAAUGAUAAUAAUAAUUUUAGUUUUAACAGUACAGCUGCUGAAUUAAUGGCAAAAUUUUCAAAAGAUGAUUUUUUAUCUGGUUCACGUUUAAAUAGUCAACUUGAUGCUGAUCAACAAUCAUAUAUACAAAAUUAUAAUCCAAUACCAUUAACACCAACAGCUGAAAAUAAUAGAAUGGAAUUUUCAUGUUUUUCUGGUGUUAUGGGUGAUCUUGAUUUAACUGUUGAAUCAACAAUUGGACGUAAAUUAUCUGUUGGUGAAUUUUUUAAACGUAAAUGUGAUUCUGUUGGUAAUUUACCAAUGGACAGAUUAAAUUUUGGACAAAAAAUAACAAGCCCAGAACGUCCAACAAGAAAUGAACCAUUGGCUAAUUUAACAACAACAACAAAUGCAUCAGAAACAUCAUGUAUUGAUAAAAUUAAUAAAUCAUUUGCAAGUACAAUUGAUUGUAGUACAAGAGAACAAACACAAGAUGUUAUUAGUUUAAGUAAAAUUGCUGAAGCAUUAGAAAAUACAGAUGGUACACCAAGAUGUCUUGUUGAUUAUUUACUUGAUUUAAAAAAAUCACAAAAAUCCAUGACUAAUAAUAAUCAAAAUCAAAGUCAAAAUCAACAACAACAACAACCAGCUAAUUGUACAACAGCAACUUAUACUGUCAUGUCAAAACGUUCAUCAUUACCAAGUAUGUUACUUGAUAAUAGCCAAAAAUCAACAGGAAAAUUAUCACUUGAUAGUAAAAAAUCAAACACAUUAACAAAUUCAAAAAUUGAAGAAAAACCAUCAAGAGUAUCAUUUGAUAAUACAAUUGAUGUAUCAGAAAUUGAUGAAGAACUAUUAAAAAAUAUAAAAAAAAGUGAUAGUAUGAAAAAAUAUGAACAGCUAUCAAGAAAAAAUAGUAUUUUACAUAAUAAUAAUAGUAAUAAUAAUAAAUUAGAUACAUUGGUUAAUAUUAAAUCAUCACCAUUAUCAACACCAAUAAAUACAUAUGGUAAAUUAACUAAAAAUGAAAUUGAAUCACCAGCAAUGAAUACUGUAAAAUAUGAAACAAAUCGUUCAUUUGAUAAAUUAAUAAUUGGUAGAAAUGAACAAGGUAUAUAUCGUUGUAUUGUUGGUGUAUCAAAAGAUCUUGAUAUUGAAAUGUUAAAUGAAAGUGAUCGUUGGCUUGUUUGUUCUUGUAAUGUUGUAUCAAUUCAAGGUGAUCAAGAUAAUGUUAAAUUAGAAACACCAAAAUAUACAAUACUAAUUGAACCAAGUAAAUGUCAAAUUGCAAAAGUAACUGUUAAAUUAUUAAAAAUUGGUAAACCAAUUAUGGCAUCAUUGAGUAUUAUUGUCAAGGAUAUGACAACACAUGAAAUAUUUACUAAAAAUCAUAUGAUGUGUUUCAUACCAGAAGAUCCAAAAAUUGAAAUAAUUGAGCCAGCUGUUGAUGAGCUUGAUUUUAAUACAUCAAAAAUAUAUCCAAUUAAAUUGGCAAAUAAAUUUGAUUCAAAUGUGCCAAUUGAAUUUUUUAUAAUAAAUGAUAGUCGUCGUCAAUUUACAAUAAAUAUAUCAAAUGAUUUAAUUGUUAAUACAUAUAGUAAUGAUCAAGAAACAUUUUACGUUGUAACAAUGACAAAAAAUGAAGAAUUAAUUGUUGAUGUACAAUUAAAUCAUCGUUUAUCAUCAAAUACAUCACGUGUUCAACCAACAUUAAUUAUUCGUGUACAUAAUGAUUUACAAAAUGGUAUGAUUAUCAAAAAAUAUUUAUUAAAAGUUGAUGAUAUAACAUCAACAAAACAAGAAAUUGAAUUAAUAAAUACACAAAUACCAAUGCUGUUGACUAAAAAAAAUGGUAAAUAUUUAAAAAUUAAAAAUACAACAAAUCAACAACAAACACUAACAUCAUCAGUACAAAUUACCAAAAAUUCUGAUAAGCUUAAUUUAAAUUUUACAAUUGAGCCUAAAAAAAUUGUUGUUGAUUCUGGUGAAAGUGUAAAUUUUUUAAUAUUAUACAAAGGAUUGACAGAUUCGUCAAUUGAAAAAACUGGAAUGAUACGUAUUAAAACAGAUAAAUAUUCAUAUUGGUAUACAGUUAUUGGUGAUAAUAAUGAUACAUCAAUUAUUGAACAAUCAAAUGAUAAUACACAACGUUGUGAUACACCACCUCAGCAUCAACAACAUCAACAAUUAAUGCUAAUAAGUUUACCAUCAUCACCAAAAAGUACAACAUCAGAUAAUAAAUAUUCACCAAGAAGUUCAGUAUCUGGACAAACAAUUGCUGGUGAUUCAAUACCAAUACAAUCAACACAUUCAACAUUAUCAUGGAUAUCAAUAAAAAUUGGUAAAUAUGAAAUAAAAGAAUUUACAAUACGUAAUACAAGUCAAAAUCGUAUUAAAUUACAAGCAACAAUAACAGACAAUGAUAAAUGUUUUAAAUUUUUGAAAGAUCGUGAAUCAUCAACAUCAAUAACAUUUAGUUUAUUAAAAAUGGAAUCAAAAACAUUAACAAUAAAAUUUAGUCCAAAUAAUAUUGGUGCAUGUGCUGGUAAAAUAACAUUUCGUCAUUAUGAACAAAAAAAUAAUGAUGUAUUACAAAUAAAAGAACAAAUAGUACGUCCAUCACGUCUUAUUAAUUUAUAUGGUUAUGGUGGUUAUGCUAAAGUAACAAUAAGCCAAGCAUUAAAAUUAAUGGGUGAUCAAAUGUGGUUAUCAUUGGGUAAAUUAAAUAAUAAUGGUAAAUUAAAAACUCGUAUUAAAUUAGAAAAUAGUGGUGAUUUAUCAGCAUAUGUUAAAAUUAAUUUAUCACCAAAAGCUGUUUAUCCUGGUAUGGAAACAAGUUGGAUGGUACAACCAACUGAAUUAAUAUUAGCAUCAAAACAAUCACAAUGGAUAACAAUUGAUUUUUAUCCAAAAAAUGAUGAUUUAUUAUUAUUAAAAGGUGAUGUUAGUGAUAUGGGAAUAUUAACAAUAACACAUGGUGAUGAACCAACAAGAUGGAGAAUACGUAGAUUGUAUAAAAAAUUAAUUGAUUCUGGACAAAUAACAAAAAAAAAUGAUGAUGUUUUUCGUGAUAUUGUACGUCCAAUAUGUAAAGUAUUACCUGGUGAAUUACAAAUGCAUAAUUUAACAAUAAUACGUGAUGCAACUUGUGAUUUGGGUGUUCUAUGUCGUGGUGUUAAUCGUCAUUUGAUAACAUUAUUUAUGGAACUUAAUACAGAUGAUACAAUAACAAUGUUUGAUCAUGAUAAUGGUAAUGAAACACAAACAUUUCAAUCAUUAUGUAGUGAUACAAGUACUCUAUUUCCAACAACUGAAGAUAGCUAUAUGCCACUUGAAACAAUCAAUGAUAGUACAACAUUUAAUAAUUAUCAUAAUAACGAGUUUAUUUUAACACCAAGUAUUUUAACAAUUGAUCAAUCAACAGCUAAAGAUUCAACAUUUAUUAUUAAAAGUUUAUCAAGCACUGCACAACCGUUUGAAAUUAAAUUAUCACAAAAUGAUUUAUUGAGUGUUAUACCAAUUGGUGGUAUGAUACCAGCUAAAAGAGAUGUUGUUAUUAAAUUAAAAUGUAAAAAAAUUGUUGAUGUUAAUACUGAUGUUAUUAUUCAUGUGUUUACAUCAAAUCAACAAAAAUCUCUUGAUGUUAAAAUUUUACCAUGUAGUAGACGUUAAAAUUUAUUCAUGUAAAAUUAUGUUAUAAUUAAUUUAGG